CAGUGGUUUCGGUAAUGCACCUCUGCAGUACUCUGGCAGAGCGACAGCAACACUGUUUCGGGGCCACUCGGGGCUGCUCGGCGAAGAACAUCUUAGCCCGGGCUGGAUAUUAUCAAUCAAACGUUUUUGUGUAUAGAAUGACCUGGUUUGUCACAUCUAUGUGGCCCAUCACCAACCGAGUAUGUAGUCAAUUUGUGUUUAUUUCACAGUGUCUAUUUUAAAGGAUUUUCCUCAUUUAGCUAGCUAACAAGCUAGCUAAAUAACCCCGACUCUUCAUAAAUGUAACAAGCCGAGUACCAUAGCUGCCAAGGACUGGGCAGACAAUUUCUUAAUCGGGUAGCCCAUUUUUAUUUUGUUCAUAGGCACGCUAUUUUUAAUACUACACUCCCAAAAGGAGUGUAAGUAAAUAUUGCUAUAUAUCGCUCAGGGAAAUCGUCAAAUCUGUCGGGGCUAGGAGGAGAUUCGAUUUUUUCCGGCCGGGGAUAAUAUGUCCAGGCGAAAACAGACCAACCCCUUCAAAGUUAAUUGUAGGUAUCUCAGGGCUGUUCCCCUCCGUGGGGCUGGAAAGCCCUGAGCUCGCUAUGGAGAUGGAAGGCAGGGACGACUACGCCGAAGACAGCGAGUGCCACAGCAACAAUUCCCAAGAGGCCGAAGAGCAGGACAGCGUGACAGAAGACAGUGACAGCUACCUGGACAACCCCGGUGAGGACUCGUCCUCCAGCACCUCAGCAGACGACAACAUGACGGGCACUAAGAGUGGCCAGUGCCCCCUGCAGGAGGGGGAGGUGAAGGAGGAGAGCGAGGAGUGGGGAGACCUGGCCAACGGCUACUUGUGUCCUCUGUGUACGCUGGAGUUCAGCAGCCCUGAGCAGCUCAUAGCACACGUGUACCAGCACACGGCGAUGGUGGGCGGCAGCAAGAGCUACGUGUGCCCCGUGUGCGGACGGGCGCUCAGCUCGCCGGGCUCCCUCGGGCGCCACCUCCUCAUCCACUCCGCGGACCGCCUGUCCAACUGCGCCGUGUGCGGGGCACGCUUCACCGACACCAGCAACUUCAACAGGGAGAAGCUGCAGGAGGUCCUCGGCACCGGCAGCCUGGAGAACAGCGGCAGCGAGGAUGCGUGCCCCAUGUCGCAGUCCCUCUGCGGCGCCUCCAUGCCCGAUUCCAGCCCGGGCCCUGCGCUCCCCUCGCUGCCCGACAGCCUGCUGUCCUCCGCGCCCUCCCUCCCGUCCCUCCCCGACUCCCUGAGCCCCUCCAGCGCCGGCCUGCCCCCGCUGCCCGACAUCCUCAGCCCCAUGCCCGUGUACCCGGCCGGGGUGCUGCUGGUGUGCAACAGCUGCGUGGCCUACCAGCAGCUGGUGGAGGCGCAGUCGCCGUCCAUGCGCAAGUGGGCGGCCCGGCGCAAGAACGAGCCGGUGGAGGCGCGCAUGCAGCGGCUGGAGCGCGAGCGCACCGCCAAGAAGACCAAGCGGGCGUGCGAGUCGGCCGAGGAGCGGGAGCUGCGGCGGCUGCGCGACCGCGAGGCCAAGCGGCUGCAGCGCAUGCAGGAGACGGAGGAGCAGCGCGCCCGCCGGCUGCAGCGCGACCGCGAGGCCAUGCGCCUCAAGCGCGCCAACGAGACGCCCGAGAAGCGGCAGGCGCGGCUGGUCCGCGAGCGCGAGGCCAAGCGGCUGAAGCGGCGGCUGGAGAAGAUCGACCCGUCGCUGCGCACGCAGAUCGAGCACGACCCCGCCGCCAUGGCCGCCCUCACCGCCGACAUGAGCCUCUUCCAGUUCCCCUGCCCCAUGCCCUGCCCCGCCCUGGACAGCAGCCUGUUCAUGAAGCUGCCGUAGCCGCCGACGCCGUCGCGCGCACAGCCCCUAAGGAAGGCCGCACGAGUCUUCAGACUGGACCAGCCGAGCCACGAUGCAACCCCCCUGCCCUGACGCUGGAGGCGCUCGUGUGCGACUAUUCCUGCCUGGUCCUCACUGCUCGACUACAGACACCUUGCCCAUCCAGACAAAACAUGACUCCUAUUAAUGACAACAAACAAUGUGAACUUGUAACAAAACAAAGACAGGGUAAAGACCUUAUGGAUUCUGUUAUAAAGAAGCAUGUUUUAAAGACAUUAUGCUGUUUGUUUGUAUUGGACUGAUGGACCUACAGACCUGACACUCCCCCGCAAUGGACAGCAACUCAUCCCCGUUGUGGGAGAAUCGGUUUGCACACGGACCUACAGGUGGUGCGAGAGGGAAACGCCCACUCUCUUCACCUCCCCCUGCUGUCCGAAUCUACCAGAUUAUUGGCUGUUCCUCCCGUACGCUGCCAACGUGAGUCACCUGCCAGCUCAUAUCCACUGAAUCUUCUACCUCGCAUUUGGGCCCUGGCACCGGGCCCUGGCAGUGCCCGUUCUGCCCCCUGGCCUCGUUUUUGACUCCCUCGCACCCAGACAGGCCCAUGGGACAUUGGCUGUUCGGGCACACACACAGACACACACACACACAAGUUCACUUUACAAUCAAGGCUGCGUCAACUCCCACCUCCUCUUCCCAAACUACCUAGCUCACCCAUCCCAGGAUGCCCUUACUUAAGGUAGAGACUACCCUCUCCUUUGCUAAUAUUCAGUGAAUCUCUAUGUGGCACUCUAAGAGAGGAUGAAUUUAGUGAUUUUGAAUGUUUCGUUUAUAACACCCACACACCACCUCAGCUCUUUCUGUACACUACAGAAAAAACAGCAAGACCUGCGUUUCUGGUUCUGGGAGGAGGGGGGGAGGAAAAAUGCAAUUCCUCUAAACCCCCGCUAGCCUCUCCUAACCUGACCAUUCUGUUAUCUUCUCCAUAAGCCUUGGAGCUCACUGCCUUUACCGGUCACAUUGACCCUUCUGAAUCCAGUUUGCACAUAGUGUACCCACUGCAUACAGCCUCCGGUUCUGCCGAGUCUUUCAUCUGGAUAGAGGAAGUCUAUCACUCUGGCAUUCAUCACAUUGCAGAGGAGGCCCGUUAAAAUGCAAUUUUCUUCUGCUGCUCUUAAUACUGGUUAUUACCUCGGUAAGCUCAGUCGGGGCCAACGUCUAAGAAUGCCGUUUUAGGUGAUGGCAUUGCCUUCAUCACAAGGUUAUCGUUAUAGUUCUCCCAUGCCACUUUAUCAGAGAAACUGUUCAGCCUGAGAUAAUCACUCCUGGUCGUCACGAUUGGGGGGUUAUUGGCUUUCAACUGCUGAGGACUUCUUUAGACGUCCUUUGAUUGGCUGUAAUUUUUUUUUUUGUUGUUUGUUUGUUUGUUACUAAAGGGUUAUUCUCAAUAUGGUAUGUUUGUAAAUGUAGCUCAGUUGAAAUGCAUCUUGACCAUUUAGCUUGAAUGAAGCUUAAAUGCAACAAAACACAACAAACGUUGAAAAAUACAUGGGAAAUGAGACUGAAACUGUCCCAGGUAAUUAGAAUUAUUAUUCUUUUUUAGUUAAUUUUACAUUUUUAUUUUUUAUAGCAAAGUUGAUACCUCGGGUAGGUUCUAACUGUUAUGCAACAGGAGUUUUAUUCAAACCCAUGGAAAAAUCUACUUUAACUAUGCAGAUAGUGAUUUAAGAAAUGGACACGAAUACAAUGAAUUGUGCAACUCAGGCAAUGCAGCAUGGAGGACCUUUGAGUACUUAACUCAGCACCCUGGUGCAAGAUGAGCUAUUAGGGUGACUCUUCUUCCUAUGCUACAACCAUAAUCAUAUCAAAGGUGUGGUUAUGGCAAACUCUGUCUCCCCACGGGCCCAGUUUUAAGUAUUUGUGUUGGGUAAGAUACGUGCACAACCUUCAUCACAUGCAACAGAAUUGCACAUCCACAUUUACCAAACCUGCAUUCCGCCUAAGUGAAAUGUGAUAAAACUGCAGGCUGAUGGAGUUUUCUGGGUAGUCUUAAAAGCAUAUGCAUUUCUAAUGCAAGACUGCAAACACUGAGGGGAAUAUGCAAAUACAUGCAUAUGAACUACCUCACAUGAUCUCACAUGGCUGCAAAUUCAUAAAAGAUUAUUAAUUGCAUAUUUUUAAUUGCCUGGGGAAAGCACUCUUAACUUUCAAGCACGAGAGCAUUGCCACGGCCGCUGUAUUUGUUGGGAAAUAUGGUUAGCAUUGAAGAGAACACAUUUGAAAAUUGUUUACUACGUGACCUUUUAAGAGAUCUCGGGGGGGGGGGGAAAGGUAAAAACCUAUGGGCUCCCAAGUUAUGCAAUACUGGACGAGAGAAAACAUCAGACGAUGCCACACAAAAUCACCAUUCCAACUACAUGGGACUGCCUCACCAUUCUACGGGGCCUUGCGUCUGGCUCAUACCUCACUGAAGUUUACAAUGGAGCUCACAUCUCAUGGGAAGUUUCCGUCGAGUUGUCCCUUGUCCUGAAAUUAAGAUGUGUUAUCAACACAUUCGCAAGAGUGUCUCUGUUAAUUGCAGUAAUAAUGUUAAAGCUCAGAUUUGCAGAUUUGUUCAUUUACAUGGUUUCCUUUAGUAAAUACUGUACCAAAUCAAAAAUUUGUGUGGACACAUUUCUAUAGCAUCGGUGAAAUUCCCUCCCAAGUCUCCUAGAACAUAUCUGCUCCAGUUCUAGGGCUUAUCCAGUGUUAGAAUACAAUUGAAGAGACAACAGGGCCUCUGGAUAAAGAACUACUGUAACACAUACUCCGUUAAAAAUGUCAGUUCUGAAAACUACCAGUACACCUUCAAAAUGUUUUUGCCUUUUUGUUUUGCUUAUUUAGAAUAUACAUAUAUAUAAAUUAUAUAUAUACACACACACCAACUACUGUACAUUUCAAGAUCUGUGAAAUCAUUGUGACAAGGCUAUUGAGUCAAUGUGUUAUACUUCUCAAACAAUUGUGUAAAUUUAACGAUUUUAUUUGAAAUGCCACAGCAUUUUAUGCAUUUGCAAAGAAAAAAACUCUGAAGACUUUUAGUGCUGGAGUGGCUGUCAGCGUAACCUGGAGUUACAGUCUGGUGUAGGUUGAUACUGCAUGUCGUAAACUGCAUUUGUUCUAGGAUUGUUACAUAUGAGCUAGUGUUCUGCUAUUAUAUUGCCUGCCUGUUUUUGUUAGAAUUCAAAAAAUGGGGGAUUUUACAAUAUUGCUUAAAUUCAGUCAUUUUGUUACUUUAUCUGGAUACUAUUUUACUAUUCAUGUUUACAAAAAAAAAGUGGCCAAUACAAAUGGAGAAAAUAUGAAGGGAGAACAUUAUUUAUGAUAGAUCCGUCGCGUCACGUGUUGUGAAUAGCCCCAAGCGGGGAACCACUCUGUUACUGGAUUAACAGAUGUAUAGAUUAUAACGAAGGCGAGAAUAGAAUGUGAGAAUAAACUAACAUUUUCUCUAA
Messenger RNA from Anguilla rostrata (American eel), 5320 nucleotides. RefSeq names its product zinc finger protein 821 (gene znf821). Lineage: Eukaryota; Metazoa; Chordata; Actinopteri; Anguilliformes; Anguillidae. The coding region runs from base 582 to 1832 and encodes 416 amino acids. Gene Ontology annotation, cellular component: nucleus. Gene Ontology annotation, biological process: regulation of gene expression. The transcript has 6 exons. The record is from RefSeq and is a predicted model, not a curated record.